Erigeron canadensis is the source of this 889-nucleotide messenger RNA. RefSeq names its product membrane protein PM19L-like. Bases 104 to 574 code for a protein of 156 amino acids. The transcript is spliced from 4 exons. Lineage: Eukaryota; Viridiplantae; Streptophyta; Magnoliopsida; Asterales; Asteraceae. The record is from RefSeq and is a predicted model, not a curated record.
AUGAUCAAACCAGGAUUAAUUAGAAGAUCGAUCUCUCUGCAUUUUAAUUUCUAAUUAAGGCAUCAAAUUCCCAAACAAAAAAGAACGCCUUAAUUAAUUAAAAAUGGCUAACGGCGGCGGGCAAAUGAGAUCAGUGGUAUCGCUACUUAUGGUGUUGAACUUUUGUAUGUAUGCCAUUCUUCUCGGCAUUGGAGGUUGGGCAAUGAAUCGAGCCAUCGACCAUGGUUUCAUCAUCGGUCCAGGGUUUGAUUUACCAGCUCAUUUUUCGCCAAUAUACUUCCCGAUGGGAAAUGCGGCUACAGGAUUCUUUGUGACUUUCACAUUGAUCGCGGCUGUUGCUGGAAUUGCAUCCAUUUUAGCCGGAUUUGACCAUUAUCGUGCAUGGAACUCCACCAGUAGGCCUGCAGCAGUUUCAUCUGCUAUUAUCGCAUGGGCCCUUACCGUCCUUGCCAUGGGAUUUGCUUGGAAGGAAGUCGAGCUCGAAGGGAGAAAUGCUCGCUUGAAAGCGAUGGAGGCAUUCACAAUUAUCCUUUCAGCAACUCAGCUUGUAUACAUAGCUGCCCUCUACAGCUAGCCGGCCGGUGAUGAUCUGUAACUAGACCGGGUUUAAUUCGUGAGAUUAAUUGCCGGAAUUAUUAUAUAUUUAUCUAUAGCUAGCUAGUGUGUUUGACCGAGUACAGUACUGUUCGAUCGUGUGUAUAGGCGUACGUGUGGUUAAAUAAUAUAUGGAUGUAUCGCGCGUGAUUUUUUUUAAUUUGUUCGUUUCUCUUUAUUAUUGCUGUACGUAUUUCUUUUCACUUUUUAAAAUGUGGCAUGAUCAUUGUAUUAAUUUAAUUAUGAGAUGUACGUUAAUAAUUAAUAAGAUCUGUACGUUGUGAAUAUGUCUUAA